AUGACAAAGAUAAGAUGCUAUUAUGAAGUCUUGGAGGUGUCAAGAAUUGCAACUGCCGACGAGAUUAAACGUGCUUACAGAAAACAAGCAUUGAUUUGGCAUCCAGAUAAGAAUCAACAUCAGCUUCAAGUAGCCGAUGAACGUUUCAAAGAGGUAAAUCAUGCCUAUACCAUUCUUUCCGAUGCCAACGAGAGAAAGUGGUACGAUGAUCAUCGUGAAGCGAUUUUGCGUGGCACCGACGACGACUCCUCGCACAUCAAUCUCUGGGCGUACUUUAGUACAACCUGUUACGAUGCCUAUGACGAUGGUGAACGUGGUUUCUACACGGUCUACGAGAGUGUCUUCCAAGACAUUCAGAAAGAGGAGGUCGAAGCCGACGAAGACUUCCAGGCAACGAGCUCGGCGUCAUCCUCUCGUAUUCGUUCGGUUCCAAUGUUUGGAAAGAGCGAUGCCGAUUCCGCCGAUGUCAUUAAGUUCUACCAGUAUUGGCGUGACUUUGUUACCAAGAAACGUUUCACAAUGGCCGACAAAUAUAAUACUAAUGACGCGCCCAAUCGUCAGAUCAAGCGACUCAUGGAGAAAGAGAAUCAAAAGGAACGACAGUUUGCGCGUCAGGAAUAUCAGGAUCAGGUGCGUCAUUUGGUAGAGUUUAUCUAUAAGCGUGACAAGCGUGUCAUCGAGUACAUUAAGAAGAUCAGAAUCGAGGAGGAGGAACGCAAGGUCAAGGAAGAUGAGGAGCGUGUCAUUCGCGAGGCGGAACAUCGUGAAGCUCUCAAGUUACAUCGUCAGCAACAACAGGAGGAAUACGAACGUAUGAAAGCAGCGGGUGUCAGAUUCAUGGAGGACGAUGCAGAGUAUGAAGAGGUACCAGAGUACUAUUGUGUCGUUUGUGAGAGAACAUUCAAAUCGAGCAAAAAGAUGACUGAACACGAGCGAUCAAAUCUUCACAAGAAGAAUCUUAAGAAUCUAAGGAGCACUGUCAGUAUCGAUGGUGUCGACGAUAUUGAGAGUGGUGUAAAUGACAUGGAUCUAGAGACACCACAAGAUCUUUCAGAGGAUGAAGACGAUAGAGACGAGCAAAAGGAUAGCGAUUAUGAAGAACCUUAUGGUAUGGUAAAGAAGGGUAAAAAUAAGAAGUCAUCAACACCAACAAAGACAAAGAAUAGUGAUAGUGAACAAGAUGAUGAUGCAGAAGAAGAGAUAAUAACAAAUAAUAAUAGUAAUAAUAAUAGCAAAUCAAAGAAAAAGAAUAAGAAUAAGAAUAAGAAAGUAGAAAGUGAUGAGGAUGACGAUCUGAUAGAUGUACCAGGCAUUGUUAAUAAGAAAAAGGGAAAAAGUAAAGUUAAAGCACCAACACCCGUCGAAGAUGAAGAGGAUGAUGAAGAUGAAGAUGAGGAAGAGGAAGAGGAAGUAGUAGGUGUAUCAAAAAAGAAAAACAAAAACAAAAAAGAAAAGAAAUCAAAGAAGAAGAAUGUAAUUUCUUUGUCCAAAGACGACGAUGACAUCGAAGAUAAUGAUUCUCAGAGUGACUCUGAAGAUUCAUUCCCGAAAUCAAAGUCAAAACAAGCACUUAAGAGCAAAUUUUUGGAUAGUGACAGCGAUGACGACAAACAAAAAUCACAACCCAAAAAGAUUGGUAAAGCCAAAGAAAAGAGACUACAGAGAGAAGAGAAAAAGAAACAAAAACAACAAGACCUAUCAAAAGAGGAAUUCAAAUGUCACGUUUGUGCAGAAGAUUUCCAAACUAGAAACAAACUCUUCCAACACAUUAAGGAUACUAAACAUGCACAAGCUAUCGUAACAAAUAGUACAAAAAAGAAAUAA
This is a messenger RNA of Heterostelium album PN500, 1824 nucleotides long. RefSeq names its product DnaJ-like subfamily A member 5 protein (gene dnaja5). Gene Ontology annotation, cellular component: cytoplasm. Lineage: Eukaryota; Evosea; Eumycetozoa; Acytosteliales; Acytosteliaceae. The record is from RefSeq and is a predicted model, not a curated record. The transcript has a single exon. Bases 1 to 1824 code for a protein of 607 amino acids. Gene Ontology annotation, molecular function: nucleic acid binding; zinc ion binding.